Molecule: messenger RNA, 924 nt
Organism: Solanum stenotomum
Lineage: Eukaryota; Viridiplantae; Streptophyta; Magnoliopsida; Solanales; Solanaceae
Product: protein ALP1-like
Exons: 3
Coding region: 1-924 (307 amino acids)
Source: RefSeq, a predicted model, not a curated record
AUGGAUAGAAAUGCCUUUCAUAAUUUAGUUAUAUUAACUAAGGAUAUCGGAGGUUUGACUGAUGGUAAAUAUAUGUCAAGUAGUGAAAAGCUAGCAAUGUUCUUAAACAUAUUGGCUCAUCACGAGAAAAAUAGAUCAAUCAAGGUUGAUUAUAUUAGAUCUGGAUGGAGCGUAAGUCAAGCUUUUAAUAAAUGCUUGAGAGCUAUACUUAAACUAACUCCAUUGUUACUUGUCAAUCCUAAACCGGUGCUUGAGGAUGAGAUUGAAGAUCGAUGGAAAUGGUUUAAGGGUUGUUUAGGUGCACUAGAUGGUACUUACGUUCACAUUAGAGUUCCAUAUGAGUACAAGCCAAGAUACAGAACAAAGAAGGGAGAUAUAGCUACUAAUCUAUUGGGAGUUUGUGAUAGAAAUCUCAAUUUUACUUAUGUGUUACCUGGUUGGGAAGGAUCAGCUGCUGAUGACUGUGUAUUACGAGAUGCUAUAGUGCGACGCAAUGGUUUAAAAAUUCCUGAGGGUAAUUAUUAUUUGUGUGAUGGAGGAUAUACAAAUGGAAAAGGUUUUCUUUCACCCUACAAAGGGUAUAGAUAUUGGUUAAGAGAUUGGUAUAGAUAUUUCUUUAAUAUGAAGCAUGCUAGGACUCGUAAUGUUAUUGAAAGGGAGUUUGGUCUCUUGAAAGGGCAUUGGGGAAUUCUUAUGAGCUCUUCGUGGUACUCUGUUAAAGUUCAUAACAGAAUUAUAAGUGCUUGUUGUUUGAUUCACAACUUUAUCCGUAGAGAGAUGGAUGUUGAUCCUUUAGACAUAGAUAUCGAAGAGCAAGUGGAGAAUCAACCUAAACAUAUUGAUGUUGUUGAAUUGUUUGAAGAGUGGACCACUUGGAGGGAUGAAUUAUCUCAAUCAAUGUGGAAUGCAAGAUCUAAUCAGUGA